AAAAUUAACUGAAUACUGGAAACCCUGUGUUGAUUGAAUAGGUUCAGAAGGGUUUCACGUGAGUGGGUUAGGGUUUGAUAGAGGGAACGAUGGGAAAAUCCAAAGACGAUUCCAAGCGGAAGAGAUCUUCACCUUCUUCACCACGAGACGAUACGAGAACCAAGAGGCAGAAAAGCAAGGAAGAUGACAAGAAGCACAGCUCCAGGAGGAAGCACAAGUCCGAUCAAAGUUCCAAACGCAAUUCUGAUAAAGAUAAGAAAUCUGGUGGGAAGCACAAGCAUAGAAGCAGCAAGCGUGUUAAUCCAUCUCAUUCGAAGCAUGAAGAGUUGUCCACAGAUGACUACUUUUCGAAGAACAAUGAAUUUGCUCUGUGGCUAAGAGAAGAGAAAGGCAUAUUUUUCUCAGAUUUAUCUGCUGAUUCAUCGCGCGGCCUAUUCUCGGAAUUCGUGGCCGAGUGGAAUGACAAUAAGCUUGAACCCCGAUAUUACGAGGGCAUUACAGCUGGUCCGCGGACAUCACACAAAUGGAACAUAAAGAAGUAGGAUGUGUUUUUUGUGGGAAAGAUCAUCUUGUGUUUGUUGUUUUCAAUCUUGUAACUGCCCCCAGGUGCUUUCUCAAGAAUGAUUACAAAUCGUUGUCUUAAAAUACCAUUAGUGUCAUCAUGUAAAGAUUGUAGUAUGGUGCAGAAUUAUAAGUUGUUAAAAUCA
Andrographis paniculata is the source of this 707-nucleotide messenger RNA. Its product is annotated as style cell-cycle inhibitor 1-B. The transcript has 4 exons. Bases 90 to 542 code for a protein of 150 amino acids. Lineage: Eukaryota; Viridiplantae; Streptophyta; Magnoliopsida; Lamiales; Acanthaceae. The record is from RefSeq and is a predicted model, not a curated record.